UUUUUUUUUUUUGUUUUUUGUUUUUUUGUUUUCAGCUUUUGAUAUAUAAAGUAGAGUGGGCGUUAUAUUUUUUUUUUGUUUUAUUUUAAUUUUUUUUUUCUAUAAAUAUUAUUUUACUUUUUUAUUAUGAGCAAAGAUAAUAAAAAAGAUGACUUAGAUCUUCAAGUAAAGACAGAAUUUGAAAUUCAAGUUGAUUCGGUUGAAUCCAACUAUAAUAAAAACACAGCACCUUCUUCUUUACGUCAUGUAGCUGAAGGUAUUCCCUUAGCUGCUUGGUUUAUUCUGAUUAAUGAAUUUUGUGAAAGGUGAGACAAUCGAGUUUCUUUCCAUUUUAAUACAAUGGAAUUCUCACGGAUAUUCAUAUAUUAUAAUAGAUUUGCAUAUUACGGUGGAUCAACGCCUUUUCAAAAUUAUGUCCAAAAUGGGCCAAUGGAUGAUCCAGCAGGUGCACUUAAUCGUGGUCAAUCUACUGCAACUGCACUACAGAAUUUCUUUACCUUUUUUUGUUAUUUUACUCCUAUGUUAGGUGCUAUCGUUGCCGACCAAUAUAUAGGUCGUUAUUGGACAAUUAUUAUAUUUUCUAUCGUUUAUAUGAUUGGUUGGUUAAUUUUAACCACCACUUCAAUCCCUUCCGCCCUUGCUCAUGGAGCUGGUUUCCCUGGUUACGUAGUUUCACUUGUUGUAAUUGGAUUUGGUACUGGCGGUAUUAAGGGUAUUGUAUCCCCUCUUUGCGCAGACCAAUAUAGAAAGACAGAAAAUUAUACAAAAGAGCUUAAAUCAGGCGAAACGGUGAUAGUCGAUUAUGAUCUAAGUGUUCAACAUUUAUAUAAUUGGUUCUAUUGGGCAAUCAAUGUGGGUUCACUUUUAGGUGGUGUUAUUUGUCCACUUCUGGAAUUACAUGUCGGAUUUUAUGCUGCUUUCUUAUUACCAACAUGUAUGUUCUUUAUUGCUAUUAUCGUAUUUGUCGCAGGAUCCAAAUUAUAUUAUAAACCUGGACCUACUGAUUCUGUUAUUGUGAAGGCAUGGGGUGUAAUUAAAUUCGCUAAUAAGCAAGCAAGGUUACCUGAAAAUAAAGAAGCUCGAAAGCAGUCUAAGGACGUGAUGGAUUUUGCUAAACGUGAUUCUGGUAUUCCAGGUGUUAGCUCAUGGAGUUCAGAUGAUUAUGCGAUAGCCAAAUGGGAUGAUAACUUUGUAGAUGAAUUAAAACAAGCUAUCAUGGCUUGUAAAAUCUUUAUUCCUCUUUCUAUUUAUUGGGUUUGUUAUAAUCAACUUUCAAACAACUUAUUAUCACAAGCUGGUGUCAUGUAUCGUCCUCCUGGUCUUCCUAACGAUAUUAUGAAUAAUUUUGAUCCAAUUGCUUUAAUUAUCUUUAUUCCAAUUACUGAUGGUUUCUUCUAUCCUUUGUUGCGUCGAUAUAAAAUCAACUUUGCUUCUCAAAGGCGUAUCACUGUUGGUUUCUUCCUUGGUUCCCUAGCUAUGGUCUAUGCUGCUGUUGUACAAUAUUAUAUCUAUAAGGAUCCCUUAUUUACUGCUUCAGGAGGUGAAAUGUCUAAUAUUUCCGUUUUCUUGCAGAUUCCUUGUUAUUUCUUAAUCGCCUUUUCUGAAAUUUUCGCUUCUAUUACCUCCAUGGAGUAUGCUUAUACUCAUGCACCCAAGUCCAUGAAAUCACUUGUCUCUGCUCUUUCUUUGUGGCCAAAUUGUGUUGCCGCUUUAAUUUCUUUAGCUAUCUCUCCCUCUUCACAUGAUCCCAACAUGGUUUGGGUCUAUACCGGUGUAGCAGUAGCUGCAUUUGUCUUUGGCUGCAUUUAUUAUUAUUGCUUCAGGCAUUAUGACCAGAUGGAUGAAGAUUUCCGUGUUAAAAAGAUGCUUGAUCAAGACAUCAGCUAUCAAGUAGAAGAGAAGUUUGAACCCCAUAUUGAAGCUGAAGCUAUUGAAAAACAAGUUCAUUAAAAACAUAACACAGAGAAAAAAAAAAGAAAAAAGAAUUAGAUAGAUUUUAAACACAUAAUAUAUGCAUAUACAUAUAUAUAUAUAUACAUAUAUAUAUAACCUAUUGUAAACUAUACAUUUAUAUAAAAUGAUUUAUUUUUAAUAAUAUCGUCAAGCUUGAU
This is a messenger RNA of Cokeromyces recurvatus, 2111 nucleotides long. Its product is annotated as POT family-domain-containing protein. Gene Ontology annotation, cellular component: fungal-type vacuole; plasma membrane. Gene Ontology annotation, molecular function: tripeptide transmembrane transporter activity; dipeptide transmembrane transporter activity. Gene Ontology annotation, biological process: oligopeptide transport; transmembrane transport. Bases 340 to 1950 code for a protein of 536 amino acids. NCBI's taxonomy places the organism in Eukaryota, Fungi, Mucoromycota, Mucoromycetes, Mucorales, Mucoraceae. The record is from RefSeq and is a predicted model, not a curated record. The transcript is spliced from 5 exons.